UGACGGCGCAUUUGUGAUGAGAUUAUAACCGAUGCUGCGGGCAAUGCUCGACAAACGUGCCGCGAACUUAAAAUGUAAGUUUAAAGCAGUAGAUGAUGCUUACCCGCUGGCGCUUUAAUCCUGACAAUCAGCACCCCAUCUGGGGGCCUACCUCCCCGCUAAUACGGAUUCAAACACGACAUGCAUGUAACGGUCGUAACGGUCAUCAAAAUUUCGAAAGUAUUUGAAAAAAAAGAAGAAAUAAAGUCUGCAAUUGCAUGAAUUGAUGUAUGCAGUUGGUACUCUAAAUUCAAUCAAAUGCUUUGGCUCCGCCUCAUUACCUGUGGCAUGACGUAUGAUCGGUUUUAAUGAAAGAAUCUGCUUGGCGGAUUAUGUUCUGAUUAGUAGCCAGGGCGCAGACAAGAUAAACGGCGUUAGACGACAGUUUGGCAGCCAUCUUGAAAGAUGGCCGCUUUUAAAGCCGCGGUAGAACAUUUUCGGACGGACCGUGAGACAUUACAGAACGGUCCCCCUCCAUUACACCAGAAGACAGAGCGUAAACGACGCACUUGAUGCCGGAAAGAUGGCGAAAUUUCCUGACCCCACAACCAACCUUGGCGAAGGUCGAACGCAGCACUUGCCUCCUCCAGAUUUCGUUACGAGCAUCCUCGUGUAAAGUCGUCAUUAUGUCGCUUCGUCAUUUAGGAUGACUCCGUUUUUACUUAACUGCUAGACCCAAUAGACGUGAUAGCUUCGCCCUCGAACCGGACUUCCUACUUAAUGAUUGUUGCCAGUUGAGGUAGUGCGUCGGCACAGACAGAAAUCCCCUCUCUGCCUCCGACAGGUCAGAGUUGGCCGUGAGGUAGACAGUACCGGCAGGAGAUUCCAACAGACGUGCAACAACUCAAAGACAGGAAGCUCCUUCCCGGCAUUUUGGAUGCCGCAAUCCUUCCCUCACCAUGCCUGGGUACUACUACCACAUCAAGAUCCCCCAGACCACUCGGCAGGGAGGGUCGCCGCGCUCGGGCAGGGACAAGGAUGGGAAAGGGAAGGAUAAGAAGGACCCCAAGGCCGCCGCCGAGAAGGAGAAGCGCAGUCGUGACACUAUACGCGAGCGGUCUGCCAGAGCACCACCCGCCGAAAACAAAUCUUGGUGGUUCCCUUACGAGAAGAAGGUCCACCUGAUGGUGUUUACAGCAGUUGGGGUGAUCUGUAUUGUCUUGGGUUUAGGAAGGGGACUGAAGCUGGAAGACAGGGCUCUGGGGGCGGUCCUGUUCUCGUUCGGACUUUUCGUGCUUGUGAUGAUAGGGGUGUGGCUCCUCAAGGUGUACAUCGUGGCCAGAAGAGCGAGGAAGAGAAAAGAAGAAGAGGAAAGAGAGGGAAGGUCUCCCAACCCUGUAAAAGCGAAGCGGACGUACGAAACGUUGUCUGCCAAUAGACUCGGCAACAAAGAUCGCCAGGCACGCGCCGAACAGUCUCGGGCCCUUUUGAAGCCGUCCCCCUCGACAAUAACGACGAGCCCCGAGAGCGAAGACAUGCCCCUGCCGUCAGAAGAGACGACCCCAGAGUCAGCCCCACCCCCGGCGUAUAAUGAAAUUGUACAGGCAUGAAGGACACGCAGAUGACAGAACGUCAGAAAGAAUCUCUCCAUGUCCGAAUCUCUCCCUCAGACUGUUCAGAAGUGACCGUCGGAACCGCUGAAGUGAGACAGACAAUUGCACAUUUCCUGAAAAACACUGGAGACGUCGUGGACAUUAGACUAGUCCCAAUCUUUGUUCCAAUGCAAAACUAAGACUUCUAUGUAAUCGUGAAUACGGCAAUUUGCGGCUGCAAUAGCCCUAGAAGGAGUAAUUCAGCAAUAAGAACUUGGACAGGACUGGAAUUGUUGUCAUUCCCCAGUUACGCUUGCGUUAAUGGGGUUACGUAGAGGCCAAAGUGUUCAGAUGUACACAUGUUUCUCGGUUUAAUUUAUGACUAGACCUAGUGAUGUUCCAUCUGGUGCCAUAACCAGUGUUGUUAGGUGGUCCCAUCCCUCCGCAUUUAUACGCUUACGAGCUAAAGGAAAUGCCCUUUCUAUUAAUUCCCCGCAAGUUAUACGAUCAGCCCUUGCAUCGCGACUUCGUAAACUAUUUCCUACCCUAUCAGCCACGCAAGAUGAGAUGUUAACAGCCGCCUAAAACAGCAAGUCAUCAGCCCACAAGUUGAUGUUUGAAAAUAGCACCGCAUUGCCCUGCGCAAUAACCCUUUCAUUGCCAUUGCGCGUAGUGUAGGAAAAAGAGAAAACCAACUUGAGUGACUGCACGAGACAGUUUACCACAAACGCUGUAGAAUAGAAGUAAGCUACAUGUGUGGGUACUAAAAUAACGUGUUUUUACUAUUAAGCAGAGGUAUAUAAAAAUGCAUACUUGUAUAUGGCCACUGCGAAUAUUAUAUGUAUAUAAAAAACACUAUAUUCAUGUCGUCGUAUAGAUGUUAUAACCUUCUGCGUUAAACCGUGUAUAAUAGUAUCUAUAUUGUACCAUCGUACUUUGCUGACCUAAAAGCCUACGAUAUGGUGUGCAUCACGCCAACUUUUCCCCAUAAUGACUGUAAAAGAUUGCUUUGAAUAGACUUCGUUUGCCUGAAGCAAGUAAGAUGAAUUCUUGCAUUUCAUUAGAAACUGUUAAAUUGUCUUUUGAGAAACUUCAACUUGCUCCAUUGUUUAGAAAUUCGAACAAUGUUCUCUUUGUAUAACGGCAGAGGCUUUAGUUGUACUCGAAGAGUUUACAUUGCAAAUAAACUAUAUCAAAUUGUUUA
Messenger RNA from Branchiostoma floridae (Florida lancelet), 2775 nucleotides. RefSeq lists its product as uncharacterized. The record is from RefSeq and is a predicted model, not a curated record. The transcript has 2 exons. NCBI's taxonomy places the organism in Eukaryota, Metazoa, Chordata, Leptocardii, Amphioxiformes, Branchiostomatidae. The coding region runs from base 939 to 1589 and encodes 216 amino acids.